Molecule: messenger RNA, 345 nt
Organism: Iphiclides podalirius (scarce swallowtail)
Lineage: Eukaryota; Metazoa; Arthropoda; Insecta; Lepidoptera; Papilionidae
Source: the annotation of a GenBank genome assembly
AUGUUUGUUAAGGUUAUUACCGCUGCCGCCAUUUUGGCUUUGGCCUGUGGUCAAUAUAACGCCGGCUACGGAUAUAAUCAAGGUUACGGACACAUUGGGUACAGAGCACCUGCUGUUGUUGUGCAACACCAGCCUGUACAAUAUUCGGGAUACAGAGGUCACCAGCAAGACUAUUACGCACCCCCGCACUAUUCGUUCGAGUACUCCGUAAAUGACCCUCACACUGGUGACAUCAAGUCCCAGCAUGAGGCGCGCGAAGGGGAUGCUGUGCGUGGCGCCUACAGCCUGCAUGAAUCUGACGGCACUGUCAGAACUGUUGAGUACACCGCUGAUGCGCACAAUGGG